Messenger RNA from Saccostrea cuccullata (small rock oyster), 834 nucleotides. RefSeq lists its product as uncharacterized. The transcript has a single exon. The record is from RefSeq and is a predicted model, not a curated record. Gene Ontology annotation, molecular function: nucleic acid binding. Bases 1 to 834 code for a protein of 277 amino acids. Lineage: Eukaryota; Metazoa; Mollusca; Bivalvia; Ostreida; Ostreidae. Gene Ontology annotation, biological process: DNA integration.
AUGUACUUCAUUGUUGUUGACUCUCAUUCAAAGUGGCCGGAAGUUGUGCCUAUGUCUUCAACAACAUCUACAGCAACAGUCAAUGUUUUACGAGAUAUCUUCUCACGUCUCGGACUACCUAAGACAUUGGUUUCCGACAACGGACCACAAUUCAUUGCAGAUGAAUUCAAGGGUUUCCUACGACAAAACGGAGUGAAGCAUGUGACAUCUUCACCUUAUCAUCCGCGUACGAAUGGACUUGCGGAACGCUUUGUUAGGAGUUUCAAAACUGCCAUGAAGAAGCAUAACAAAGUCACUAACAAGGAAAUCAACUCAUUCUUCAUAACUUAUCGCAUUACUCCACAUGCUACAGGGGAGACACUUGCCAAGUUACUCAUUGGACGUAACCUAAGGACACGCUUAGAUCUACUGAAACCUGACACCAGUGACAGAAUACAUCAGAAACAGGACAACAUAAAACGAUCAAGACAUACAGGAUCCAGCGUGCGCAUAUUUACCAUUGGACAAUCCGUCAUGGUACGAGACUACCGGGGACAAACACCGUGGAUCCAUGCUACUAUUGUAGCUAGUCUAGGACCGUUGACUUACCAGGUCAAAACAGAUGAAGGAGGAGUGUGGCGUCGUCACGUACAUCAAAUGAGGAGAACAUCAGAAAACAUGAGAGAAAGAACAGUUACGGACACUUUAGAUUCUAAGUCAGUAGAUCCGAAUGAGAUAUACGCUGCACCGCCUACAAACGAUACCAUUUCACCUGGGACACCGGCAAUUCCAAGUCGUGCAACACAAAGUACCAAUCGUAACAUAUCUUUCGCAGACCGUUCAACUGGAGGCUAA